Messenger RNA from Pipra filicauda (Wire-tailed manakin), 4146 nucleotides. RefSeq names its product lin-9 DREAM MuvB core complex component (gene LIN9). The record is from RefSeq and is a predicted model, not a curated record. Bases 1527 to 2879 code for a protein of 450 amino acids. Gene Ontology annotation, cellular component: transcription repressor complex; nucleoplasm. The transcript is spliced from 12 exons. NCBI's taxonomy places the organism in Eukaryota, Metazoa, Chordata, Aves, Passeriformes, Pipridae. Gene Ontology annotation, biological process: DNA-templated transcription; regulation of transcription by RNA polymerase II; regulation of cell cycle. Gene Ontology annotation, molecular function: DNA binding.
GUUACAUUUUUGGCUUACAAAUGUUCUUGUGAGGAAAGCUAUUGCUGGGAGUAAGCCGCAAUUCAAAACAGAUGAAUAUUUUUCUUCCUUACAACUGGUUUCCUCAGUUUGUUUAUGGGAGUACCUGUUCUUUGUGAUCCUGGAUAUGAACAUGCAGGGCUAGAAAGGAUUCCAGACUAAUUGCCCAUCAUGCUCCUGCAAACAAUCGUAUCCUGUAGUCAACAUAAAUUUAUUCAGCUUCACUUAAAAACUUGACUAUGUGUGUUGCACUGACUACAUCAUUUAGAAGGCUGCUAUAGGACUUAAUGCAUCUCAGCAGUUAGGAACUUGCUGUAGAUUUAUGGCUUAAGUGUAUUUAUGGCCAUCUAUACCACUGUACCUUCUGGAUCCUGUAAUGGUAACGUACUCCAGUUCAAACAGUUUGUUUUAUUGCUUCUCCACUUGAUUGUCUACUCCUUGAUACAGCAUGAAAGAACAGCUGUUAAUAUCUUUUAGCCUUUAUUCGCUAUGUUAGACAGGGCAACAUCUCUUAGUCUCAAUUAAUUGGCUCUGUAAUACCUUUGUCAUCCAAAUCACUUCUCUAUACCAUCACCUUAUGAGCCUGAAUUUACCUCACUGAAAAAGCACUGUUUGAACACUGGUCUUAUUUGCCUUCUGGACUGCGUGUGCAGUGUCGAAUGGGGAAGACUUAGCACUCGCCAUUUUGCUGGGUCCAUUUGGCCAUAGAGGAGGACCACGACAUUUCUCUUCGUUACCAUGACUUUGUAAGAGUAGGAGGACUUGGGUAAUGUUCUAAACCCAGUUAGUUUGUGCUUAAAUGUCUGGUUCAGGAGAUCCAAUGAUUGCUGGAUAAAUAUUUGCAAGGGACUGCAGCUGCCAUAGUUUGCAGAUCUUGCUGUCCCACUAGGCUUUGUUUCCUGGAGUUCCAGUGGGAGAAAGGGGACCUGUAUCUAGUGUAGCAGGAGCCAGCAAGGUGCCUACCUUAUGCUUUAUCCUAUCAUUGCUGCUGCUAAAGGCCAAAAUACUUUUGAGUGUUUGGGGAAGAAUAACAACUGAUGUUGGCAUGGGGACCCAGUUAAACUAAUAGUCUCAAAAAGCUGUUAUUUUUUGCAAAUAAGUUUUUCUUUCUGUCAGUUAAGACAACCAUUGCUGGAACAAAACUACAGAAUUAUUUUUCUAUGGUCUUGUUUAAACACAGGCCUAUGUAUUAUGCAUGCAAUCUAAGACAGUGUCUUUUCUGCAGUCUGUGAAAUAGCUUCCAAAUGUAGUUUGAACUGGAUUUCUUAUGUCCAUGCUAGUUUCUCUUGCAGUUUUUUAAAAAGCAGACAUUCCACUCAAAGCUUUGGCUGUAUUAUAUUCCUGUGCUAGCUUCAUCCUCGGCUUAAGAAGAGCGAGCAAGAGUAGAAGCCCCAGUGCAAAUGAGGCAGUUGCUGUUGCUGGCAUCUGAGCAACAUCAUGUAUGCUCACCUGAGACAGUGUUCAGUGGUGCCUGAAGGUUUGGAAGUCUGCAGAAGUUUAGUACAACAAUGUCAACACCAGAAAAGAAAGUAUCACAGAAGAUCGGUUUACGGCUUCGCAACCUGCUCAAACUUCCCAAAGCUCACAAGUGGUGCAUAUAUGAAUGGUUCUAUUCAAAUAUAGAUAAGCCACUAUUUGAAGGAGAUAAUGACUUCUGUAUAUGCCUGAAAGAAUCUUUUCCAACUUUGAAAACCAGAAAAUUGACAAGAGUGGAAUGGGGUAAAAUCAGACGAUUAAUGGGAAAACCACGGAGGUGUUCCUCUGCAUUCUUUGAGGAAGAGAGGUCAGCAUUAAAACAGAAACGGCAGAAAAUAAGACUUCUGCAGCAGCGGAAAGUUGCAGAUCUUUCACAGUUCAAAGAUCUUCCAGAAGAAAUUCCAUUACCGCUUGUAAUAGGAACAAAAGUUACAGCGCGUUUGCGAGGUGUCCAUGACGGUCUGUUCACUGGACAAAUAGACGCUGUGGACACCCUUAAUGCUACCUACAGAGUGACUUUUGACAGGGCAGGUCUUGGAACACACACAGUCCCAGAUUAUGAAGUUCUUAGCAACGAGCCUCAUGAAACCAUGCCAAUUGCUGCCUUCGGACAGAAACAACGGCCUUCAAGGUUCUUUAUGACUCCUCCCCGAUUGCCAUACACACCUUCACUCCAGUCUCCAAUUACAGAUAGUGAUCCUUUAUUAGGACAAUCUUCGUGGAAAAGCAAAAUUUCGGGCACAGAUAGUGAAACACUUGGAGGCUUUCCAGUAGAAUUCCUCAUUCAAGUGACCAGGUUAUCGAAAAUCCUUAUGAUCAAGAAGGAACACAUCAAACAAUUGAGAGAGAUGAAUACAGAAGCAGAAAAGCUGAAAUCCUAUUCCAUGCCAAUAAGCAUUGAGUUUCAGAGGAGAUAUGCAACUAUUGUUCUAGAUCUAGAACAGCUCAACAAAGACUUAAAUAAAGUUUUGCAUAAAGUUCAACAGUAUUGUUAUGAGCUUGCUCCUGACCAGGGCCUCCAGCCUGCUGACCAACCCACGGAUCUGAGGCGUAGGUGUGAAGAGGAAGCUCAGGAGGUCGUCAGGCAAGCAAAUACCUCAUCGACAGGACAACUUUGUGUUGAGAGUGAAAAUUUGACUGAUCUUAUCUCUAGGCUUACAGCAAUAUUACUGCAAAUCAAGUGUCUAGCAGAAGGAGGUGAUCUGAAUUCCUUUGAAUUUAAAUCACUAACAGAUUCAUUAAAUGACAUUAAGAAUUCAAUAGACUCCUCAAAUAUCAGUUGCUUUCAGAACAACGUUGAGAUCCAUGUUGCACAUAUUCAGAGUGGUCUGAGCCAGAUGGGAAAUUUACAUGCUUUUGCAGCUAAUAACACCAACAGAGACUGAAAACUUCCUCUCAAGUGUACAGCAAGUAGUUCUGGAAAACCUUCCUUUCUAUAGGCUUCACCAAAUAUCCUAACUGCCAGAAGAUAAGGGAAAAGAAAACCUCUCAGAAAGGACCCUUUUGAAUCUAUUAUAUCCGCUUCUUAAGAAAACCAGCAUUACUGGCCAGCGUUACAUUAGAUUUCUCCAUUUGUUAUUCACAUGCAGUAGUUUUGCUAACUGGUAAUCUCUUAGUAAUUGCAUUUAUUAUAGUAAACUUGAAAACAUACUUUCAUAUAAUUUGAACUUAGUUUUUGAAAGUUCAGAUUAAUUCUGUGCACCUCUUGCUGUUGGGUCUCCUGGUAUGUUAGAAGUGACGAAGAGGAAAUGGUUCAGUUUAGUAGCCACAUGGCAGGUCUUUGUUGUGUAAAGCUACACUUCUGUGUAAGUCUUGAGAACUGCCAGCACCAUCCCUGAUCUAAGAAAGCAGCAGCAGGAUACAGGCAGCAAACAUAAGCUGUAAACAUGAGGAUGUUGGGCAGGUCUGUCAAUCAGUCAGUGUCUUGUUGGAGCUCUUAAUUUAUCGUAACUUAUAGAAGGAGUCUAAUGAAGGAAUAUAAAAAUGUAACUGGUAACUUUCCAGAAAGAAAUUGGUUAUGGCUUUUUCCCUCCACACAGGGCAAAAGAAGUGCCGUGGUUGGUAUUUUAUAUAAAUGACUGGUUAAACAUAUUGUUUUUCCAAAUUUUUGUUUGUUUUGCACAACUUUUAAAUUAGAUUACUGGUUAUUCAACAGUACCCAACGUAUAUAAAUAUGAAAAUUUUUAUAAUGAAAUAUACCCAGUGAGGUAAACUACAAAAAUAAAAAGUGAGAACCUGCCUAGGAAUUGGAAUUAACCUUUUGGAAUGUUAAUCUUGUAAAAAGUGUGUAUUGGUUUGUUUAAAUAGUCUUGUAAAGCUUCUGUGUAAUGAAUUGUUUCCAGAUUUGAAUUUUCAGAGAUAGCUGUAGAGAUGUUUUUGAUUCUUUUAGAUGCCUCAUUAAAUAAGGUCUUUUAUAUGUUAAUGUAUAAAGAAUAUGUAAACAGGAUUAUUUUCAAUUUAAAAAUUUUGUAUAGUUUAAAGAUGCUUCUGUAUUCUGUGUUGGUAUUGUGCCACUGCAAAACUUUAGUGCAGAGUUUAUAUUUAGCUAAACUUGUUCUGUUAAUUGAGAGAAAUGCAUAAAUCUUUUAUUCUCAAUGAAAUUUGUAACUGAAUAAAUUGAGCUAUGAGAGUUGAUAUAUUUCACAAAAAUGC